AUGGCGGCCGCGGCGGCCAUUUCUCCCCUCCCUUCUCCUUCCUCCUCGUCGCAGCCCCUCUUCCUCUUCCUCCUCUCCAGGCCGCCGACACCAUCCCGCCUCCGCCACCCGCACCUCAUCCUCCCCGCUCGAUCCCGCCCGCAUCGACCCUCCACCCCCACAUCCACAUCCACCCGCUGCCGCUGCUCCUCCUCCUCCUCCGCCGCCGCCGCGUCCUUCAACGGCUGGGCCGACCUCCCCGCCGACACGGACCUCCCCUUCAGCCUCCCGCAGCAGUCCCUCGCCGCCGCCCCGCUCCUCCUCCUCCUCCCCGUCGCCGCGCUCUCCCUCUCCCGCCUCCCGCCCGUCCCGCUCCUCGCCGCCGUCUUCGCCGCCGGAUUCGCCACCGCCAGGCACCUCGCCCCCGCCCCCGCCCCCUCCUCCAUCCCGCGCCUCGCCGCGCUCCUCGCGGAUCUCGAUGCCCGCCUCCUCUCCCUCAGGGACCACCUCCUGGCCUCGUCCCCCGCCGACGGUGACAACGGCGACAUCGAGGCCGUGGACCGGGCGCACGAUGCGGUCCUGGAGUGCGCGGCAGCCGUGGCCGGCGGCCAGGGCCAGGGCAGCAGCAGCAACGCCGGCGGCGGCGCUCCGGACGACGGGGCGCUGCAGGACGUGGCCAGGGAGGUCGCCGGCUACAUCGGCGGCUGGGCUCGGGUAGCCCUGCGGGAGCUCAGCUUCGCCUCGCCGCGGAAGAAGCCCGCCAAGGCCGUCGCCCCUGAUGCUUCUACGGCCGAUGCCAAGAGUAAUUCAGGCUCUGCUGUAGCCCAGCAAGGGGAUGGGGAAAAGAAGACAGUUGAUUCAGCGGCUGUCGGACGCGCCCGGCCGCUCGACAUGCUACCGUUCGAUGGCAAGGAUGCUGAUGCCAAUGGGUUUGAGGAUGCCGGGUUCAGUUCUGAGAGCAGGCAGGAAGACGACGGCCGGCUGGAGAGGCUGGUGUCCAAGCACAGGUAUGGCCGCGGCAGCAGGGUGCGAAAUGAUGGUCCCUUUCAAGAAGGCGAUAGGGUGAGGAGCGACGGUCGCUUUGAAGAAGGCGGCAGGUUCGCCGCCGCUGAAUCCGCCGAGUCCUCUUUGCUGGAGAGGACGCUCGAGAUCCGGGACAGGUCGUACAGGCUGAAGAUCGAGCGCCGCGACGGCGGUGAGAGCCGAGCGAGUGGAGCACGGGGGACGCCGGCUGAUGAAUUCGUGGGCAGCGCUGCCGCCAGUGUCGAGGAACCACCACUUGCAGAUGAUAAUGAGGGUGGUGGUGCUGCUGGGGGUUCAGAUGGUGAAGAGUUCAGCCGCAACAUCAAUGAGGCUGCCGAGAUCUUGAGGAAGGCGAGGGAGUGCAUGAUGGCCAGGGACGACGAAGAGGCCACGGACGCGUUGCUGUAUAGGUCAGCAAGGCUUCUGUCCACCGCCGUGGCUUUGAGGCCGGCAAGCCUGGUAGCGGUCGGUCAGCUAGGGAACACCUACCUCCUCCAUGGGGAGCUCAAGCUCAAGAUUAGCCGCGAGCUGAGGACGCUGCUGGCCAACAGCGGGGCGUAUCUGAAUGGAGGAGAGCGUGUCUCACUGUCCAGGAAGCUGGACAGAAGAAUCCUUAACAGAGAGAACAUUUCGUCCGCGCUAGUGGGCGUUUGUGAGGAGUGUGAGAGCCUCCUUGUUGAGGCAGGCAGAAGCUAUAGGACGGCUGUGUCAAUUGAUUCGGGCGACGUCAAGGCGCUGUACAAUUGGGGACUGGCGCUUAUCUUUCGUGGACAACUGCUUGCCGACAUCGGACCGGAAGCAGCAGUUGAUGCUGAUCGGGUGUAUUUGGCUGCGAUCGAUAAGUUUGAUGCCAUGUUAUCCAAAAGCAACACUUAUGCUCCAGAAGCUCUCUACAGAUGGGGCAGCGCGCUGCAGCAACGGUCCCAGUUGCGGUCUCGGAACAACAAGGAGAAGAUAAGGCUGCUGGAGCAGGCAAAGAGUCUGUUUGAAGACGUUCUGUACGUUGAGGGUAACAACAAGAUGGUACGGGAAGCGCUGUCGUCGUGCAUAUCAGAGCUUAACUACCAUGGACGAUGGCUACAGUGA
This is a messenger RNA of Triticum turgidum subsp. durum (durum wheat), 2088 nucleotides long. NCBI's taxonomy places the organism in Eukaryota, Viridiplantae, Streptophyta, Magnoliopsida, Poales, Poaceae. The record is from the annotation of a GenBank genome assembly.